AUGGUGCCUGAGGAGGUCAAGGCAAUGGUGCCUGAGGUUAAACAAGCAAUAAAUGAUGUACUUAAGAAAAUAAUUGAUUAUGGUGGUAGACGAGUGGUUGUUCCUGGACAUUUUCCAAAUGGCUGUUUACCAAUCUAUCUUACCAGAUUCAAAACCAAUGAUACUACUGCUUAUGAUGAAUUUCAAUGUCUUAAAGAACUAAACAACCUUUAACUAAACAACCUUUCAGUUUAUCACAAUCAGCUGCUCCAACAAACCAUUGAAGGCUUGAAGAAAGAAUACUCUAAUGUAUCUAUAGAAUAUGGCGAUUACUAUAGUGCAUAUCAAUGGAUUUUGCGCCAUGCUUCAUCUCUUGGGUUUGAUGUAAAAUCUUUACAAAAAGCAUGUUGCGGAGUUGGAGGUGAUUAUAAUUUUGAUCUGCAGAGGACGUGUGGUGCUAGUGAUGUGACAGUGUGUGCUGAACCGUAGAAAUAUGUCAAUUGGGAUGGAGUACAUUUCAUAGAAGAAGCAUAUAAGCAUAUUGCAACACUGCUUAUUCAUGAAAUGAACAUUAAGGGUCAAUGUAAUUCUUAUUAAUUAUUGACUUGAUAUUUACUUAUAUUGAAUAACUAUAAUUUUAUUGGUA
Messenger RNA from Jatropha curcas, 625 nucleotides. RefSeq names its product acetylajmalan esterase 1-like. Gene Ontology annotation, molecular function: hydrolase activity, acting on ester bonds. The record is from RefSeq and is a predicted model, not a curated record. NCBI's taxonomy places the organism in Eukaryota, Viridiplantae, Streptophyta, Magnoliopsida, Malpighiales, Euphorbiaceae.